AUGCCUUCCGAUGGCUUUACUCCAAUGCUGAAGGUUUUUGGAGCGGGAGUCGCCGUUGUCGGGCUGUGCUCCGUGCCGGCUUUGAGUAACGCGGUCACUCGCUUUACACGUCCAGAGGCCAAGCGAGACGGGUAUGAAGACAGCGAUGGCAAGGCAUCACCCGAGGCCGUAAAGGCCUUUUCGGCCAAGCUACCAAAAUCACUCGUCUUGAUCUCUAGUGCCCUCGGAAUUGCCCUGUCGAUCGCCCUCCUGGUCGUCACACCUCAUUCAAAUGAGCAGCUGUUGAGGAACAGCUUAAGUACAGGAGCUUGGGCUCUGCUGCUCUUCCAAGCCGUAACUAUUGCCUCGAGCAAAAACUCGGUUCGCGCCUAUACGCUCGGUCUCUACACCUCCUUGUCCGCCAUCGUCUUUGCCGGUAUCCUCCUGAAUCAAGGCACUGAGAUUGCCGAGCCCUUGCUGCGUUCGGCUCCCUGGCUGUUUGCCCUUCGCGUAGUCGAGCUUGUCGUUGCCAUCUUCUUAGCCACCUCGGCGCUUUGCAUCCCUAGACGGCCCGAUGUCUACUAUCAGGGCAAGCUGGUGGACCGUAUGCACACCGCCUCGGCUCUUGAUCGCUUCUCGUGGGCCUGGGGAUCGAACCUACUCGACCUUGCCUCGAAGAAGAAGGACUUGGACCUCGAGGACCUCACGCGACCAGAUCAUCUCAGCCGCGCUUCCUCCGUGUCCGCCAGGUGGGCGGUAGAAACCAAGCCGGGCCGGCGCCUCUGGAUCUCCUUGGUAAUAGCCAACAAACGAGCCCUUAUCCAGCAAUGGUUCAUCACCUUUGUUUCCUCCAUCUUGAACUUUGGUCCGCAGUGGGUGACCCUACAGCUCCUGCGCCUCCUCGAAGACCGAGUGCCCGGCACCGAGCAUGGGAUCCAAGCUUGGAUGUGGGUUGUUUGGCUCGCCGUUGUCAUCAUUGCGCAGUCGUGGAUUGAGGCGUACGUAUGGUGGCUUGCGUGGUCCGACCUGCAUAUCCCCGUCCGCGCCCAGUUGUCUUCGUUGAUCUUUGAGAAGUCGAUGCGCAGGAAGGACGUCAAGGGUGCUAGCAAGUCUAAGAAGGAGUCUGAGGGAGAAAGCGGAGAUGGGACGGCGGCCGAGCCUGGACAAUCGGCUGCGGCAACCGAAGCCGAUGACUCAGAGGACCUCAAGAAGAGCAAGCAGAGCACCGUCAACCUGAUCGGUGUCGACGGCAAGCGAGUGUCGGAAUUUGCUGCUUUCCAGAAUCUUUUCCCCGGCAGUCUGUUUAAGCUCGUCGUCUCUCUCAUCUUCCUACUCGACCUCCUAGGCUGGAAGGCCCUCGUGGUCGGGUUUUCCUCCAUGCUCGCCAUCAUGCCGAUCAACGUGUACUUCUCGAAGCAAUACGCCGCCGCGCAGGAUCGUCUGAUGAAGGUCCGGGACGAGAAGAUGGUUGUUGUCACCGAGGCGCUGCAGGGCAUCCGCCAAAUCAAGUUCUCCGCGCUCGAGCCUGAAUGGGAAGCUAAGAUUGGAGCCGUUCGGGAGCGUGAGCUUAGCGCAAUCUGGAGUGUUUUCAUGAACGACACCAUACUCAUUGGCUGCUGGAUCACAAGUCCGAUUCUCCUAGCCGCCAUCUCACUGGCCGUCUAUGCGAUGGUGACGGGAUCGCUGAUUCCAUCUGUCGCCUUCGUCAGCUUGGGCGUCUUCAAAUCGCUCGAGAUGACCCUGUCCGUUGUUCCGGAGCUCACCACUGACUUGCUAGACGCGUGGGUGUCCGUUACCCGUAUCGAACAAUACCUGAACUCGCCCGAGGUGGAACAUGUUUCCAAGGACUCGGACGAAGUGUCGUUCGACAACGCCUCGAUCGCCUGGCCCUCGGAUGAGAAGAUCGAAGAAGAAGAGCGGUUCGUGCUCCGCAACAUCAACGUCACCUUCCCCAAGGGCGAACUUUCGGUCAUCUCGGGCAAGACUGGCACCGGCAAGAGUCUGGUACUGGCUGCGAUCCUCGGCGAGGUGGACGUCUUGGGCGGUACUUUCUACGUUCCCAGAGCGCCCCCGCUUUCCGACCGCCACGACAGCAAGGCCAAUAAGGGCAACUGGAUCAUCCCCAAGGCGAUCGCGUAUGUUGCGCAAAUUCCCUGGAUCGAGAACGCUAGCAUCAGGAACAACAUUCUGUUCGGUUUACCCUGGGACGAAGAACGGUACAAGAAGACGGUCGAGGUCUGUGCUCUGACGAAGGACCUCGAGAUGCUUGACGACGGCGAGAACACCGAGAUCGGUGCGAACGGUAUCAACCUGAGCGGCGGGCAGAAGUGGCGUGUCACCCUUGCGAGGGCCAUCUACUCCCGGGCCGGUAUUCUCGUUUUGGACGACAUCUUCAGCGCCGUCGACGCCCAUGUCGGACGCCACAUCUUUGAGAAGUGCCUCAACGGUGAACUCGCCGUAGGCAGAACGAGGAUCCUGGUUACUCACCACGUCGCGCUCUGCGAGCCCAAGACCAAGUUCCUCAUGGAACUUGGCGAGGGCCGUGUGCUACACUCUGGCCUCCUGUCGGAACUGCGCGAGGACGGCACGCUACAGCAAAUCCGGAGCCACGUCCAGGAACCGGAGGAGGUUGAGGCAGAUGAGCAGGCCACGGCUGUGAACUCGGACAACUCUUCCCUCGACGGGCCUGAACCAGGCCUCAUCGAUGACAGUCCCCUCCAGAAGGUCCCCUCCAAGGCUCCCGAGGCACGCAAGUUUGUGGAGGAAGAGGCGCGCGAAAAGGGUGCGGUGCGGAGAAAGGUCUAUGCCACGUAUCUGAAGGACAGCGGUGGAGCUAUCUUCUGGUUGUUUGCUGUCGUGAUCUUUAUUUCGGUGCAGGUGUUUAACAUUGCUCGUUCGUGGUGGUUGAAGAUUUGGACCGGCAACAACCAAGAGCAAAGCAUUCAUUUGCAGAACAUUCAUCAGCAGAGCAUUCCCAACCUAUCCAGCCAGUUUGGGUAUUUCUACCCCGAGAGUGUCCACCAGUCGCUCCAUGUCUUGUCCGACCCGAUUUUCCAUCCCGACUUGAGUUUGUUUUUCUAUCUUGGCAUCUACGUCGCCCUGGCCGUCACCUCUUCGUUGAUCAGCACACUCAAGUUCGCAUACAUUUACAUCGGGUCGGUCCGUGCCAGCCGCACGCUCUUCGCCAAGCUGAACUUCGCCAUCCUUCGUGCCCCGAUCCGCUGGCUCGACACCGUGCCGGUCGGCCGUAUCCUCAACCGCUACACAACCGACUUCAAUACCAUCGACUCCCAGCUCGCUAACGCGGUAGGCUUCGGCGCCAACUCCUUCCUGGGCCUCAUCGCCGUCAUCGUCGCUGGUUUCUUCGUGUCGCCCUACAUUGUGCUCCUCGCCUGCUUCCUUCUCCUGAUCUGCCUCUACUACGCCCUCCGGUACCUUGGCGCGGCGCGGCCGGUCAAGCGCUUGGAGAGCACGACCAAGUCUCCCGUUUUCGAGCAGUUCGGCUCCGCACUGACCGGCGUCACGACCAUCCGUGGGUUUGAUAAGACGCAGGUUUACAUCGAGCGCAUGUACGAGAAGAUCGACGACUAUUCGACGACCACCUGGCAUCACUGGAUGUUCAACCGGUGGAUGGGCUGGCGCAUGUCGCUCGUCGGCUCCUUCUUCUCUAGUUUGGUGUCGAUUCUUAUCUUGCUGACUCCCGGGAUGGACGCUGCUCUUGCGGGCUUUGCGCUCUCGUUUGCGCUCGAGUUUUCUAGCUCCGUGAUGUGGACUAUUCGGUUGUACGCGACCGCCGAGCUGAACAUGAACUCGGCAGAGCGGAUUGUCGAGUACACCGAACUUCAAACCGAGUCUCUCGGCGGCGUUAGCCCCCCAGCAGCGUGGCCCACCGAAGGUCGCAUCGAAGUCGACGAUCUGGUCGUCGGCUACGCAUCCGACCUGCCCCCCGUCUUGAAGGGCCUCACCUUCAACGUCAACCGCAACGAGCGCAUCGGCGUGAUCGGCCGCACCGGUGCCGGCAAGUCUUCCCUCACGCUCGCGCUGUUCCGCUUCCUCGAAGCCCGAUCCGGCAGCAUCCACAUCGACGGCAUCGACAUCUCCAAGAUCAAACUCCACGACCUCCGGUCCCGUCUCGCCAUCAUCCCGCAAGACCCCGUGCUCUUCUCCGGCACGGUCCGCUCCAACCUCGACCCCUUCGGCCACCACACCGACGCCGCCCUGCGCGACUGUCUCGAACGCGUGCAUCUCAUCUCGGACACCUCCGGGUCCGCCACGCCCGUCGAGUCCGCCACCCCGACCAACACCAACAUCUUCUCCGACCUGUCGUCGCCCAUCUCCGAAGGCGGCCUCAACCUGUCCCAGGGCCAGCGCCAGCUGCUGUGCCUGGCGCGCGCCAUCGUGUCGCACCCGCGCGUCAUGGUCCUCGACGAGGCCACGUCGGCCGUCGACAUGCACACCGACGCGCUCAUCCAGCGGAGUAUUCGUGAGGAGUUUACGGAUGCCACGCUGCUGGUUAUUGCGCACCGGCUGAGCACCAUUGCGGAUUUCGAUCGUGUGCUGGUGUUGAGUGAUGGGCGGGUGGCUGAGUUUGGCACGCCCAAGGAGUUGUGGGAGAAGGGUGAGGAGGGUAUAUUCCGGGGGAUGUGUGAGGAGAGUGGGGAGAAGGAUAAGUUGAGGGGUAUUGUGUUUGGUGAGAAGUAA
Molecule: messenger RNA, 4680 nt
Organism: Dichotomopilus funicola
Lineage: Eukaryota; Fungi; Ascomycota; Sordariomycetes; Sordariales; Chaetomiaceae
Product: P-loop containing nucleoside triphosphate hydrolase protein
Exons: 3
Coding region: 1-4680 (1559 amino acids)
Biological process (GO): transmembrane transport
Cellular component (GO): membrane
Molecular function (GO): ATP hydrolysis activity; ABC-type transporter activity; ATP binding
Source: RefSeq, a predicted model, not a curated record